Messenger RNA from Cylas formicarius (sweet potato weevil), 1004 nucleotides. It is a transcript of the gene Lamtor1, whose product is annotated as ragulator complex protein LAMTOR1. Bases 131 to 661 code for a protein of 176 amino acids. Gene Ontology annotation, molecular function: molecular adaptor activity; guanyl-nucleotide exchange factor activity. Gene Ontology annotation, biological process: positive regulation of MAPK cascade; lysosome organization; cellular response to amino acid stimulus. The transcript has 5 exons. NCBI's taxonomy places the organism in Eukaryota, Metazoa, Arthropoda, Insecta, Coleoptera, Brentidae. The record is from RefSeq and is a predicted model, not a curated record. Gene Ontology annotation, cellular component: membrane raft; Ragulator complex; lysosome.
ACUGCUAUGCUCCCACUUUCAAUUUGUCAUUCAAUUUAUAGAUGGGAGAUUUUAUAAAACGUUUUUCAAAUGUUUCGGUUGCCUGAAGUCGUACAAUAGGGACUUGUUUUGAUUAAAAGCUAGUGGAAUAAUGGGAUGCUGUUAUAGUUUAUUCUGUAAAGACGAUAGUUCCUCGCAGCAAGGCGACCCACACGAAAGGACUCAUUUAUUAGUAGAUCCCGUUUCUAACAACACCAACCUUCAAAGGGUGAACAGUGAGGAUGUUAUUAGCGGCAACAGUAACGCCCUACCGAAGAAGACUGACGAACAAUCGGCUUUAAACAGGAUACUGCAGGAGGCGGCCACGAACGUGAUAGACGUAGCGGCCAUCGACUCGCAUAACUUGCAGCAACACGAGUACCUGGAGAGGAUUAAAAUGUACAAGGUCAGGGUGCAGCAGGUCCUGUCGGGAAACAGGACGAAGUUUACUAACAAACCGAAAAUCGCCGUUCUGCAAGACAUCGCGAACCCUGAACUAGUGCUAUCGGCGGAUUUGUUGGGGCUGGACGAUAUAACUUUGAUCACUUCUUCGGUUGUAGCCGCCGCGACGACUAUUAGUGACAUAAAAGUGGACCAUAAAGAAGAUUUAGUUGUUCCAUUCGGACUUGGGCUCAACUGUUGAUAUUUAACCUUGUAUAUACAUACUUUUGUUGAUUUACUGUCUCCGAGAGAUCUAUUAUGUUCGAUAUCCGUGUUAACUGUAUUUGUGAAGAAUAUUUCGAGGUGUUGUUAACGUUCGUGCGGGAAAAGAUUUUCGUAAUGAUAUACUCUUUAAUUAAGAUUCUAUUAUCUUUAGGCUCUAAAGAUUGUAAAAAGUUUUUUAAUACGCGUUAUUAGCACUUACGAUGUGUAAAUAAAAUAUAGUAAAAGUAAAUCCUACGACGUUCAGGGCGUUCAAAAUAAAUGUUCCCAUCCCUUUAACUCAGAAACUCUGAACGAUAGAAAAAAAGUUACUAAAAAAGAUU